Messenger RNA from Lontra canadensis (Northern American river otter), 5150 nucleotides. RefSeq names its product coiled-coil domain containing 18 (gene CCDC18). NCBI's taxonomy places the organism in Eukaryota, Metazoa, Chordata, Mammalia, Carnivora, Mustelidae. The transcript is spliced from 29 exons. The coding region runs from base 578 to 4963 and encodes 1461 amino acids. The record is from RefSeq and is a predicted model, not a curated record.
GCGUGAGCGCGCUCCGCCUCACACGCGGGCGGCAGGUUCCCCUGGCCUCCCCCACACCAAUGGGAGUCUUUGGGGUAAUUGUGGGAAAUGUAGUUCCGGGCGAGCGGGCUUGGACGCGCUCGCAGACCACGAGUCCCGACAGGCCCCACCCCUUUGCGUCCCCACACGCAGAGCCUGCGCGGGGGGCGGGGCUGCGGCCGGGUAGGCGCAUCCCCAACGGCUCCCGCGGCGGUUCGAAAUCGGUGCAGUGGUGUUCCCUUGUUCCCCGCGUGGAGUGUUUGAUGCUUACACGCCCCGAGCUCGGGAGAGGGUACGAGGCUUCCGAACGCGGACUAGAGCGCGGCGCGCGCGUUGUCAGAUGAUGUUGAAAAGAUAAAGCAGUAUGGGGACCUGACCCAUUGACUUUUGUAUGGGAGAGUCUUCUCACUUAGGCAGAAGCAAAUUUGUGCAAACGAAAGGGGAAAAAAGAAACAUUUUCUCUGCUCUUACAUAGCAUCUCAUUUAAUUUCCUGACACAGUUUCUUCCAAAAAGAUUCUUUCUGGCAAGGUACAAGAAAUACACUUCUUUUUUUAAGAAAUGGAAUCUAGUUCAUCAGAGUACUGUAAUAAAGACAAUGAAGAAGAAAGUUUGCUUGCAAAUGUUGCUUCCUUAAGACAUGAACUGAAGAUAACAGAAUGGAGUUUACAGAGUUUAGGGGAAGAGUUAUCCAGUGUUAGUCCAAGUGAAAAUUCCGAUUAUGCUUCUAAUCUCUUAAGACCUGAAAAACUCAUUCUGGAAGAUCUUUCUCAGCCUAAUCAGCUUGGACUUUUGAAUCACAUACCUUAUAAAAAAGUUUGUAAAAUGCCCACUGGCAGUACUGAUUUUCCAAAAAAACCAAGAGAUAAGAUGUCUUUUUCAUCUGCCCCCAUGGACCAGGAGAUCAGAAAUCUUCGAGAGAAACUUAACAAACUCAGGCAACAGAAUGCUUGUUUGGUCUCACAGAAUCAUUCUUUAAUGACUAAAAUGGAAUCUGUCCACUUUGAAUUAACACAGUCAAGAGCAAAAGUUUCUAUGCUUGAAUCUGUUCAACAACAGGCAGCUAAUGUGCCAAUCUUAGAAGAACAGAUUAUAAAUUUAGAAGCAGAAGUUUCAGCCCAAGAUAAAGUUUUGAGGGAGGCUGAAGAUAAAUUAGAGCAGAGCCAGAAAAUGGUGAUUGAAAAGGAGCAGAGUUUGCAGAAGUCCCAAGAAGAAUGUAUAAAGUUAAAGGUGGACUUACUUGAACAAAGUAAACAAGGAAAGAGAGCUGAACGACAAAGGAAUGAAGCACUAUAUAAUGCUGAAGAGUUAAGUAAAGCUUUCCAACAUUAUAAAGAAAAAGUGGCAGAAAAACUGGAAAAGGUUCAAGUUGAAGAAGAAAUAUUAGAGAAAAAUCUAAUUAGCUGUGAAAAAGAAAAUAAAAGGCUACAGGAAAAGUGUGGUCUAUAUAAAAGUGACCUUGAAAUUCUAAAAGAGAAAUUAAGGCAGUUAAAAGAAGAAAAUAACAAUGGAAAAGAAAAAUUAAGGCUCAUGGCAGUGAAAAAUUCAGAAGUUAUGGCACAACUGACUGAGUCUAGGCAAAGUAUUCUGAAGCUAGAGAGUGAAUUAGAGGACAAAGAAGAAGUACUUAGAGAAAAAUUUUCUCUAAUGAAUGAAAACCGAGAAUUAAAGGUCCGUGUUGUAGCACAGAAUGAGCGACUGGAUUUGUGUCAACAAGAAAUAGAAAGUUCAAGGGUGGAACUGAGAAGUUUGGAAAAAGUUAUGUCCCAGUUGCCAUUAAAAAGAGAGAUGUUUGGUUUUAAGUCAUCUCUUUCUAAACACCAGAUGAGUAGUUUCUCAAACAAGGAAGACAGUUACAUUGGCUGCUGUGAGGCAAAUAAAAUGGUGAUUUCAGAAUUGAGGAUUAAGCUUGCAAUAAAGGAGGCAGAAAUUCAAAAGCUUCAGGCAAACCUGGCUGCAAAUCAGUUAUCUAAGAGUCUUAUUGCUUGUAAUGACAAACAAGAAAGUGGCAAAUUAAAUAGUUUAGAGACAGAACCGGUAAAACUAGGAGGUAGUCAAUUAGAAAGAAUAAAAGACCAAAAUCAAUAUACUGUGAAUAAGCAGUAUGAAAGAGAAAGACAAAGACUUGCUUCUGGAAUAGAAGAACUACGUGCUAAGUUGACGCAAAUAGAAGCUGAGAAUUCUGAUUUGAAGGUUAACAUGGCCCACAGAACUAGUCAGUUUCAGCUGAUACAAGAGGAGCUGCUGGAGAAAGCUUCAAACUCUAGCAAACUGGAAAGUGAAAUGACAAAGAAAUGUUCUCAACUUUUAACUCUCGAGAAACAGCUGGAAGAAAAAAUAGUUGCUUAUUCCUCUAUUGCUGCAAAAAAUGCAGAAUUAGAACAGGAACUUAUGGAAAGGAAUGAAAAGAUAAGAAGUCUAGAAACCAAUAUCAAUACAGAACAUGAGAAAAUUUGUUUAGCUUUUGAAAAGGCCAAGAAAAUUCAUCUUGAACAGCAUAAAGAAAUGGAAAAGCAGAUUGAAAGACUUGAAUCUCAACUAGAGAAAAAAGACCAACAGUUUAAAGAACAAGAAAAGACUAUGUCCAUUUUGCAGCAAGAUAUAAUAUGUAAACAACAUCAUCUGGAAUCGCUAGACAGACUCCUGACGGAAAGCAAAGGGGAGAUGGAAAAGGAAAACAUGAAGAAAGAUGAAGCUUUGCGAACAUUACAGAACCAAGUAUCUGAAGAAACAAUCAAGGUCAGACAACUAGAUUCAGCACUGGAAAUUUGUAAGGAAGAACUUGCCUUGCAUUUGAAUCAAUUAGAAGGAAAUAAGGAAAAGUUUGAAAAACAGCUGAAGAAGAAAUCUGAAGAGGUAUACUGUUUACAGAAAGAACUAAAGAUAAAAAAUCACAGUCUUCAAGAGACUGCUGAGCAGAAUGUUAUUCUACAGCACACUCUUCAGCAACAGCAGCAAAUGUUACAACAAGAGACAAUUAGAAACGAAGAGCUAGAAGACAUUCAAACUAAACUUGAAAAACAGGUGUCAAAACUGGAACAAGAACUUCAAAAACAAAGGGAAAGUUCAGCUGAAAAGUUGAGAAAAAUGGAGGAGAAAUGUGAAGCAGCUUCGCAUGAAGCCGAUUUAAAAAGGCAAAAAGUUAUUGAGCUUACUGGUACUGCCAGGCAAGUAAAACUUGAGAUGGAUCAGUAUAAAGAAGAACUCUCUAAAAUGGAAAAAGAAAUAAUGUACCUAAAACGAGAUGGAGAAAAUAAAGCAAUGCAUCUCUCUCAGUUAGAUAUGAUCUUAGAACAGACAAAGACAGAACUAGAUAAGAAGACAAAUUCUGUGAAGGAAUUAGAAAAAUUACAGCAUAACACUGAAACUGAACUAACAGAAGCUUUGCAGAAACGGGAAGCAUUAGAGUCUGAACUCCAAAAUGCUCAUGGAGAAUUAAAAAGUACUUUAAGACAACUUCAGGAAUUGAAAGAUGUACUACAGAAGGCUCAAUUAUCAUUAGAGGAAAAAUAUACUACUAUAAAGGAUCUCACAGCUGAACUUAGAGAAUGCAAGAUGGAGAAUGAAGAUAAAAAGCAAGAACUCCUUGAAAUGGAUCAGGCACUUAAGGAGAGAAAUUGGGAACUAAAGCAAAGAGCAGCCCAAGUUACACAUUUGGAUAUGACUAUUCGUGAACACAGGGGAGAAAUGGAACAGAAAAUAAUUAAAUUAGAAGGUACUCUGCAGAAAUCAGAAUUGGAACUUAAAGAAUGCAACAAACAGAUAGAAAGUUUGAAUGAAAAAUUACAAAAUUCCAAAGAACAGCUUCGAGAAAAAGAGUUUAUAAUGCUACAAAAUGAACAGGAGAUAAGUCAACUGAAAAAAGAAAAUGAACGAACACAACAAAAGAUGAAAGAAAUGGAAAGUGUUAUGAAAGAACAGGAACAGUACAUUGCAACUCAGUAUAAGGAGGCCAUAGAUAUGGAGCAAGAAUUGAGGCUAACUCGGGAGCAGAUGCAGAACUCCCAUGCAGAAUUGUUGGAGGCUCAUCGUCAACAAGUCCAAGCACAGAGAGAGGUAGAAAGGCUCUCAAGUGAACUGGAGGAAAUAAAGCAACUCUCUAAAGAAAAAGAAGCUCAUGGACACCAUUUAGCUGAAGAACUGGGGGCUUCUCAAGUACGUGAAGCUCAUUUAGAAGCAAGAAUGCAAGCAGAAAUCAAGAAAUUGUCAGCAGAAGUAGAAUCUCUCAAAGAAGCUUAUCAUCUGGAGAUGAUGUCACAUCAAGAGAACCAUGCAAAGUGGAAGAUAUCUGCUGACUCUCAAAAGACUUCUGUUCAGCAACUAAAUGAACAGUUAGAGAAGGCAAAACUGGAAUUAGAAGAAGCACAGGACACUGUAAGCAAUUUGCAUCAACAAGUCCAAGAUAGGAAUGAAGUAAUUGAAGCUACAAAUGAAGCAUUACUUAUUAAAGAAUCAGAAUUAACCAGAUUACAAGCCAAAAUUUCUGGACGUGAAAGGGCAGAAGACCUCAAGUUUCUACCAGCCCUGCUUACAUCUGCAGCAGAAAUUAUGCCGGACAUUCAAGAUCCAAAACUUGCUAAACAUUCUCACACAGCUUUUAUCAAGUAUAGAAAGCUACGUCGCUCUAUUAGUGCCAGCGACCUUAGUUUCAAGACACGUAGUGAUGAAGAUCUUUCUGAAGAAUUACUACAGGACUUAAAAAAAAUGCAGUUCGAACAGCCUGCAACAUUAGAAGAAAGCCAGAAGGAUCUGACUUAUACCCAGUCAGACUCAUUUAAACCUCUCACGUAUGACCCAGAAGAUGAUAGUUCUGAGAGUAAUGACUUCAGUACUCUCAGUGGAAUGCUAAGAUACAUAAACAAGGAAGUGAGAUUAUUAAAAAAAUCUUCUAUGCAAACAGGUGCUGGUUUACCUCAGGUAUGUAAUGUCAUACACUCGAAGUUAUAAUAAUUUGUCUCCAGUGAAUAUCAUUUUGUUAUUUGUAGGAAAAUCCAUAUAUUUCAAUGAAGCAUGCUAUUAAGUGAUAUACAAAUAUUGAAAGUUCAAAAAAAUCCAUUGUAAGUAGGUUUGAAAAUUUAGCCUUGACUCUGCUCAGCGGGGAGCCUGCUUCCCCCUCUCUCUCUGCCUGCCUCUC